Molecule: messenger RNA, 1413 nt
Organism: Leishmania mexicana MHOM/GT/2001/U1103
Lineage: Eukaryota; Euglenozoa; Kinetoplastea; Trypanosomatida; Trypanosomatidae
Product: putative UDP-galactose transporter
Exons: 1
Coding region: 1-1413 (470 amino acids)
Biological process (GO): pyrimidine nucleotide-sugar transmembrane transport
Cellular component (GO): Golgi membrane
Molecular function (GO): pyrimidine nucleotide-sugar transmembrane transporter activity
Source: RefSeq, a predicted model, not a curated record
AUGGCCAGCUUUCCUUCGCCACUGUGGGUGCGGCGCUACGUGCUCAACUUCAAUGCCAUGGCGCUGGUGCUGCUCGCGGUGCAGAACGCCGGUUUUAUAAUCUUGAUGGGAUACAUUCAGCAGCGGAUUGCAGCUUCUAAUCGGGAGGCAGCACACGCAGGGAUGAGGCCGCUAAAAGCAUUUGCCGGGUCUCAUUUCAUGGCCACCGGCGAGAUCCUAAAGCUCGUCAUCUCCAUUGCCUGGUGCAGCGUUCAUGUCCUGCUCGAGAUGCAGAAAGACGCCGAGUCACCACCGCUCCUCCAUGGCAGCAGCGACGGUACGAGCAAGGCAGCCAAGUCGUCUGAAGCGAGCAUCUUCCUCAUACGUGAUGAAGACGCGUCUGUCAGCUCGUCCUUAGAGAACUGGUCAUCAUCUCAAGGGCCCACGCCAAUCUACGUCAGUGGUUGUGAGACACUGCAGGCGAGCAAGAAGCUAACGAAGGAUCUGGAAGUGGCGUUAGGGGGGGCUGCUGAACCAACGGCAACUACGGUCCCGCUGCGGGUUCUGUUUGCCCGAAGGAGGUUCGCCGGUGUAUUUCUGAGCCGCAUGCGCCAUGCCAUCGGGCUGGACCACAAGUACAAGGAGACACUGCUCAUGAUUGUGCCCGCCAUCGUCUACGCUAUCCAGGGGCUGCUGCUCAUCUACUCCCUGAAGCUGUUGGACCCGACCGUGUUUCAGGUCCUGUACCAGGUGCGCAUCCUCUUCCUGGCGGUGAUGAUGCGGGUCGUGCUGGACUUCCGUCUCUCGCCGAUCCGGUGGGGCGCGCUGGUGGCGCUGAUGUUUGGCAUCACGCUGGCACAGAUGGGUGCGCAGAGCGCGCGAGCGGAUAUAACAACCAGUAAGGCAGACGACGCUGCACGAUCAGAGAUGGAGAACGCUGCGGCGACCGAAAAGACCUCCAGCACGUGGUCAAUGGAGGGUACGCUGGCUGCGCUCGCUGGCGGCUUCCUGAGCGCGUUCUCCGGUGUAUUCAUGGAGUUCGUGGUGAAGAAGCGCGGCAGCCAGUUUCACCUGUCGGCGCGCAACACCCAUCUCGCGUUCUUCUCCGUCGUGUACUUCUUCAUUGUGUUCCUGUGCGAGAUCUUUCAGCCGGAAGAGGGGGCGGGCGGGGUUGAUGAGUUCGCAAGCACGUUCUUCGACGGCUUCACCGGGCUGGUGUGGUUCCUGGUGGUGCUGCAGGCAAUUGGCGGGAUUCUUGUGGCUCUGGUGGUGCGCUACUGCGACAACAUCGUCAAGUCGUUCUCGACGGCGUUCGCGAUUGUGCUGAGCGGCACGGCGUCCGUGUAUCUGUUCCACACGCCGCUGAACGGGUCGUUUCUGAUGGGCUCCCUCCUUGUGCUCACCUCCAUCACCAUGUACACUAUGAGUGAGUGA